AUGUCUGGAUACUCUUCUGUCGGACAGGCCUCAGUCUACGAGGCCGGGGAUCAGCGCAACUACAAGCAGUCAGAAAUCAACAAGUCAGAUCCAUACAAUGAGGGGAAGGAGAACUCCCACAACACCUUGGAUUCCAGUUAUGAUAUUGACCACGUCACAGAGGAUGAGCGAUCUAUUGCCAACAGACUAGCGGCUGCAGAGCGCCAGGGAGAGCCAGAGGAAGAUGUGGAAACGAAGUUGUCCAAAAAGGACCCCACAUUGCCUGCAACCAUGCACGGCAAUGAGCCAUCCAAAGGCGCCAAGAUUGACGCCGAGUUGCAAGCCGAGGAGCAGGAGCAGCUCAAGAAGAAGGGCAAGGCGUAA
This is a messenger RNA of Clonostachys rhizophaga, 363 nucleotides long. The record is from the annotation of a GenBank genome assembly. NCBI's taxonomy places the organism in Eukaryota, Fungi, Ascomycota, Sordariomycetes, Hypocreales, Bionectriaceae.